Venturia canescens is the source of this 1797-nucleotide messenger RNA. RefSeq names its product 27 kDa hemolymph protein-like. The coding region runs from base 443 to 1366 and encodes 307 amino acids. The transcript is spliced from 4 exons. NCBI's taxonomy places the organism in Eukaryota, Metazoa, Arthropoda, Insecta, Hymenoptera, Ichneumonidae. The record is from RefSeq and is a predicted model, not a curated record.
CAGUUUUCACGCGGUCGCCGUGCGUACCGAGUCGUGCGUUUUCUUUUGUUUCGUAAUUUUUCCUUUAACAACAAAAGACACGCGCGUUGGGGUACGGCUCGCGUUCAAUUGUCUCUAGUCGCUAUAGUGCAUCGAGUUCUGGAUGUUUGUAUUGACAUAUUUGCGGAUUAGUGGCCGAUACAGGUGGCCAGGGUUAUAAGUGUCGAGACUGUUGUUUUUUCUCAUAAAUAUUAAACUAAAACAUUGAGAGGUCGUAAAUCGAGCAAUUAUCAUAUCCUUACGACUAUCGCAAUUGUCGCUCAUUAAAUUUCGCAAGUGCACGUGCACACGAAAUAUUGUAGCGCGAGUAUCGCUCGGUCCCUUGCUCCACAGUUCGAAAAGGAAAAUCUGUUUUUCCCUCAAAUUCCUAUCAGCCCUCGUGUCUCAAUAACGAAUUAUACAAAUGAUUAUCUCAGCCGCCAUUUUAUUCUUCGUGAACCUCGCCUUGAUAGGGGGUUCGUUAGGCCAAGAGGAAAUAGCCCUUGCAGAUAGCGUUUUGCAGAAGGCUUCGGAAGUGACGAAUCUUCAAGGCCUAAACGCCUCAGCUUUACCAGUUGAAGAAGCGAAAAAUGCGUUCAAGAACAAGUGCCAAACGAAUGGAGGCGCGGACGCAUACACCAAUGCUGAAAACGCGGCAAAAGAAAUAGCGAGUUGCAUGCAAAAUUUGGUGAAUGUAACCCUUCUUCAGGAUGAAAUCGAACGAGCUAAACCAACCGGAGAUCUCGAUAUCGUUUUCCGUAAAUACUGCAACAAGAGUCCAACCUUGAAAACCUGUGUGAAAAAUUUUACGGACACGGUAGGAACGUGCUUCACCCAAAAAGAACGUGACAACAUUAAUAUCGUUCAAAAUAUAACCGAUCAACUUUUGAACUUUGUUUGCUUCAAAGAAGGUGAUCGUAUUGCACUGUUUAUCGCUGCUGGGGGACCGGAAUGUUUUACAUCGAAGCAAUCGGUGAUACAAGAUUGCGUAAACUCAACGUUUGGUUCUUACGUACCAGCUGAGGGGUUAUCAACUCCAAAUCUUAAUGGGAUGGACAAUUUGCCGUUGCUUUUGCUGGACUCCAAAGAGUGUUCUGACAUAGAACGAUUGCAAACCUGCAUGGUCCGUGAAUUGGAAACUUGCAAUGACCCGACACCUGGAAAUAUUGUCGAUUCUUUAUUCAACUUCAUUAAGAAAGUAACACCCUGUGAAAAUUUGUUAUCGAAAGCACGAGCCGAGGCUUCAGUCUCAGCAGACAUUGACGUUGUAUCUUCUGCCUCGAUAUUUGGUGCCCAAUUCAUCGUCAUUGCCAUAAGUGUUUUCAGUCUAAUGGGAAUUCGCAUAUAAUUUAUUUAUUAUCAUUUCAAACACGGAAUGUCUGAUUAUUUGAAAUGAAGAAAAAAUAUUUUGAGUUAAUUUUGUUUGAAAGUACAGUAAAACAUAUGGUUCAUCGUUUUUAUAAUAUGUUGUAUAAAAUAACACUAUGUACUAUUUGGGGAUGGAGAGAAUGCAUAAUCGCUGGAAUAAAAUAGAAUGAUGGUGCCGUCAGGGAACUAAGUGGCCCAUGUUAAAAACUUCAUGGAAUGAACUCGCUCUCCAUCCCCAUGAAAAAGGAAACUAUCGUUAUUUACUAUGGACAAACUGUGAUACAAAUUUGUACACUUAUAUUUUCAAUCACAGCUCAUAAGAUAUUUAUAGAAGAAACUGUUGUAUUUUUACUGUCUCCAAUUCCAGGGCAAUAAUUCAAGAAUUCACGAAUAAAAAGUAAUUUAAGAUGA